AUGAUUAUAUUAGUAAAAACAUCAACAGUUACAUUCUCAUUGGAUGUUAAUCCAGCAGAUAAAGUUGAAGUAUUAAUUAAAAAAGUAUGUGAAAGAACUUCAAUGUCAGAGUAUCAAUUCAAUCUUGUAUUUGCAGGUGAACCAAUGGAUGUUCAAGCAACAAUUGGAUCACAUGGUAUUAAAAAAGAAGGUACAAUUCAUUUACAAACAAUUAAAGAAUUAACAUUUGAUGUAGAAUAUGGUACAGUUGUCUUAAAAGUUACAAUUCCAAAUAAAUCUGGUUUAACAAUUUUAGAAUUAAAAAGUCAUAUUUGUUCAGUUUUAGCAGCAAAUCAACCAGAUAUUUAUUCACAACCAUUAAUAUUAUCACAAAGUGGUAAAACAUUUACAGAUAAAGAAUUAGUUCAUAGCGUUGUAAAAAGAAUGGAAACAUUAAUAUUGGAAAAGAAAUCAAGUUCAAGUGGUGGUGGUGGUGGUAGUGGUGGCUCAGGUGAAGAGAAUGGCAGUCAAAAUGUUAUACCAAUUAUUAAUAAGGAAGAGAUUUUAUCACAUUUCAUUGGUAAUUCAAUUUCAAAUGAUGUUGAGAUUGUAUUUUGUUUUGAUACUACAACAAGUAUGAAUGCAGUUAUUGUUGAAGUUAGAAAGAAACUUAUGGAAACCGUUACUAAAUUAAUGAAAGAGAUUCCAUUGAUUAGAAUUGGUAUUAUGGCAAUGGGGGAUUUCUGUGAGGAGCGUCCAUUGUAUAUUUUAGAUUUAACAACUGAUGUUGAUAAAAUUGUAAACUUUAUCAAUGGUGUAAAGGCAACAUCUGGUGGUGACGAGCCUGAAUGCUACGAAUUUGCAUUACAUAAAGCCAAAUUCCUAUCAUGGUCAUCUCAUACGAGUAAAGCUUUGGUCAUGAUUGGAGACAGUCCUCCACAUCCACCAUACUAUAGUAAUCAUCAUUUAAAUUGGGUUAGAGAAUGUGACGAUCUCGAAGCGUUGGGUGUCAAAAUCUAUGGUAUCGUUGCAAUUCAUGAAAAGUAUCGUUACUUUUAUCAAACUAUCUCUGAAAGAACUAGUGGACUUUGUAUACUUUUCUCACGUUUUGAAUUAAUCACUGAAAUGUUUUUAGCAAUUUGUAUGAGAGAAGCCUCUUCUGCAAAAUAUGAACAAUAUAAAAAGGAAGCAAAAGAAAGAGGUAAUGCUGAAGGUUUAGAUUCAAUUUUUAAUGAUUUAGAUAAACCAAAUUUUGAAGUUACCACCACACCAGCAUUGGAUGACAAAAAACCAGAAAAUGAAGAAGAUCCUAAUAAAAUCAAUACACCAGAGGGUGAAGGUAGUUCUUCAACUACUACCACCACCACUACCACUACUACCACCACCACUACCACUAAAGAUGCUCCAAUUAAAUUACCAAAACAUUAUGGUGUUUUAAAUUCAAAUUUUGAUAAGAAUGAAGAUUGGUGUAAUUUUAUUGAUGAUGAUCAACCAAAGACUGAAAGUUUUACAAAACCAAUGUUUGGAAGUCGUUAUAAGGCAUCUGGCAAGAAGUCAACUUACAAGAUACCUGUAUUGGGUUUAGUUAUUGGUAAUCAACAUAUUGGUUUCAAAUCAUUCCAAAAGACAUUAAUUUUGAAAACUUUAAAAGAUGAAACUAGAUUAUAUUUCAAUGAUUAUCGUUUGGAUACUCUUUAUAGUAUACCUUUCAAUUCAUUAUUCAUUGCAACUUUCUCAAUUGGAAAUGUCGACUCUUUUAAUGUUUUAACUGAUAAAAUUGAUAAACUUCAAAAACAAUUCACAAAUACUCCAAUCUAUUUAUUAGGUUUACAAUCUGAUAUUAAAAAUACAACCACUGCAUCAGCUAGUACAAAUGAAUCAACAACAACAACAACAACAACUAAUGAAUCAACAACUGCCACAAAUAAUACUCCAGUUGAUAAAACUGAAAUUGAUAAUUUAUUAAGAAACAAAAAUUUAUUAGGUUAUUCAGAAUGUUCAAUUAAUAAUCCUUCUUCCAUAACUGGUUUAGAAAAGAAAAUUAUAAAAUUAUUUGAAUCAACACAAUCAAAAUAA
Dictyostelium discoideum AX4 is the source of this 2055-nucleotide messenger RNA. RefSeq lists its product as hypothetical. The record is from RefSeq and is a predicted model, not a curated record. The transcript is spliced from 2 exons. The coding region runs from base 1 to 2055 and encodes 684 amino acids. NCBI's taxonomy places the organism in Eukaryota, Evosea, Eumycetozoa, Dictyosteliales, Dictyosteliaceae.